Molecule: messenger RNA, 1344 nt
Organism: Coniophora puteana RWD-64-598 SS2
Lineage: Eukaryota; Fungi; Basidiomycota; Agaricomycetes; Boletales; Coniophoraceae
Product: carbohydrate esterase family 4 protein
Exons: 9
Coding region: 1-1344 (447 amino acids)
Biological process (GO): carbohydrate metabolic process
Cellular component (GO): membrane
Molecular function (GO): chitin deacetylase activity
Source: RefSeq, a predicted model, not a curated record
AUGCGCUGGUCUUCAGUCACUCGUUCGUCCGCCCCCUCUUUUGCCUUCGUGGCUCUGUCGCUCGUUUCUGCUGUUGUAGCCCAAGGACCCACUGACGAGGCUAGCGAAGCUGCUAUCAAAGAUCCCUACCAAGAAUGCGCAGGCUACAAUUAUGACCCUGUAUCGAGCCAGUCCUCCAAAUUCCCCACCAACUGGCAAGUCGCGCAAAUCGUCCCGGGAGACCAGGAGGCUACAGACAAGUGGAACUCGAUCCAGAGCCUCGUCCCGGCCAACAUUCAGGUCAAGGGCACCCAGCCCGCAUCGCUCAUGGGCGAUUUCGGUGGCUUCAACUACGACCCGAGCGACCCGGAUUGUUGGUGGACGAACACCAAGUGCUCUACGCCGAAGCACCAGGGCAUUCCCGCCGAUAUCAUUUCGAUGCCAGAGCCGGAUACUCUCGGUUACGGCUUCGAUGAUGGCCCGAACUGCUCGCAUAACGCGUUUUACGAUUUCUUGCAGGAGAAGAACCAGAAGGCCACGAUGUACUAUAUCGGUAGCAACGUCCAGAACCAGCCUCUCCAGGCCCAGCGUGCUGUUACCGAUGGUCAUGAAAUCUGCGUUCAUACCUGGUCCCACCACUACCUGACUGCGCUCACCAGCGAGCAGGUCUUUGCCGAGUUCUGGUAUACUCUCAAGAUGAUCAAGCUUGCGACUGGUGUUACGCCCACCUGCUUCCGCCCUCCCUUCGGUGACGUCGAUGACCGUGUCCGCGCGAUUGCGAACGCUCUCGGUCUGGUAAACAUCGUCUGGAAAUACGACUCCAACGACUGGCGCGCCGACUACGACGGCUACACCGAAGCCCAGGUCGACCAGAACUACCAGGACUUCAUUAACACUGCCAACGGUGGGGCGUUUACCACGGAGGGUGCGAUCAUGCUCACGCACGAGCUCAACAACUUCACCAUGUCCGAGGCGAUGAAGUUCUACAGCCAGCUCCAGGGCGCGUUCAAGCACAUCGUUCCCGUUGGCGUCGGAUACAACCGCACCCAGCCUUACCUUGAGACCAACUAUGGCUUGCCCUCGUUCGAGCAGUACAUCGGCGGCCAGACGACAGUAUCGGGCAGCGCGGUUCAGCCCCAGAGCAGCAGUUCGUCGGCGUCCCUGUCCUCGAGCAGCCAGUCUUUGUCGACUGCUUCGCAGACCUCUUCCGCGACCUCAGGAUCCGCUACCCCGUCGACCACGGGCUCAUCCCUCAGCUCCGAUCCCGGAUCCAAGUCGAACGGCGCGGCGUCUGCGAUGUCGCCCCGCUUCGGCGCUCUGCUCGCCGCUGGCGCGUUCGUCGGCAUGCUUGUGUUCUCGGCUUAA